This is a messenger RNA of Aspergillus terreus NIH2624, 1350 nucleotides long. RefSeq lists its product as uncharacterized. Gene Ontology annotation, molecular function: S-adenosylmethionine-dependent methyltransferase activity. The coding region runs from base 1 to 1350 and encodes 449 amino acids. The transcript has 2 exons. The record is from RefSeq and is a predicted model, not a curated record. Lineage: Eukaryota; Fungi; Ascomycota; Eurotiomycetes; Eurotiales; Aspergillaceae.
AUGACGGUCAGUGCGGAGGAGCUCUUCAAUGGGCUUGGUCAGCAAUACGAGGAGUCAUACGUCGACAAUGCUGGGCUUGAGGAGGUCAUUGACUGUGCUCUCAAGGAACUCCCACCAAAAAGCCGAGUUCUCGAUGUAGGCUGCGGAACUGGAAAGCCAGUGGCAGCCCGCGUCGCCCGUGCUGGUCAUGAGAUCCACGGUAUCGAUAUCUCACAGGAGAUGGUCAAUAUUGCCUCCCGCCAAGUCAUCGGCCGGUUUGAGAAAGCAGACAUGACGACCUUCCAACCCUCUAAGCAGUAUGACGCUAUCUUCACCAUCUUCUCCAUGUUCCAGCUCUCGCACAGUCAGACAUACUCAAUGAUGUACAAGUACUCUGAGUGGCUGAAGACUGGCGGGUUGCUCGUAUUGGGGACCAUACCCAGCACCAGCCUGGUGGAUGAUGAGGGUCUGUAUGAUGCCUCGGGAAAGGUUGUCCGCCAUGCCGAUCUUCUCUUCAUGGGUAGGAGAUUCCUCGGAACCGUUUAUACUAAGGACGGAUGGCGGGAGUUGUUCCGGGCUGCGGGCUUUAUAAUCCAGCUCGAAAGAUCCUUUACCUUCAACGCAAAACCCCCGUACGACAAGGAGAUCCAAGAUCACUACUUGAUUAUCGCUAAGAAAGUUGUCGAUCACGCGCUUCUGGGGCCAUAUCCGUUCCCGACGUCAUAUCGUGGCCCCCAUCCACUCAGUGAGGCUGCCUGGGCUCCUUUCGCAGAGCGUCUGGUUAGAGAUGAGUUCGACGCAGUGUUGGAAGUGAUCAAAGGGAGUAAGAAGGUCUUGGAUGUUGGGAGUGGCUAUGGGAAGGAAAUUCCCUUCCGCGACAGGACGUUCGACGCUGCCGUCGCCAUGUGGAUUCUUCACUAUGUAGAUGAUCUCGACAAAUCACUACGGGAGAUAGCACGCGUCGUUGACCCCAGCAGGCCAGGUUCUCGAAUUGUCAUUGUUCAGGGCGCUCCGGAUAAUGAAGUGGUCAAUUUAUUGAAUGACAUAUGUGCACCCCUUAGUGCACAGAACACCGCUAUUGACCAUCAGGGGUAUCUGUUGAACGCCGCGGCAACAGUAUUUGCUGAGUACGGCUUUAAUGAUGUUAAGGUCUUUCGUGUCAAUGCGUACUGUGCCUUUCCUGAAGAAGAUCUCACGGAGAGAUGCCAGAAAGCAGCUGAGGUUUUGGCGGGUUUCUGGUUCAGGGACGAUCCAAAUUUUGUGCAGAUGAAGGAGGCGCUAAUCCCGCAUUUGAAGCUGCAUUUUAGGGAUCGUCCGCAUGCGAUCAAUGAUGAGGUUGCUGUUUUGGUGGCUAAGCCGCUGCCAAAUUGA